Molecule: messenger RNA, 347 nt
Organism: Brassica oleracea var. oleracea
Lineage: Eukaryota; Viridiplantae; Streptophyta; Magnoliopsida; Brassicales; Brassicaceae
Product: defensin-like protein 287
Exons: 2
Coding region: 62-310 (82 amino acids)
Source: RefSeq, a predicted model, not a curated record
CUUCCUCACUAACACCGUUUUGAACAAACUACACAAGAAAUUGUUUCACAACUCAGAAAAUAUGAACAAUCCUCGCGUAACUAUUGCAGUAUUCUUGGCAGCAAUUGUUUUCACUGCAUAUUUUUCACAUUUUGUGGUGGAGGGUAAGAAAGAAAUCAUAAUCUCAUUCAAAUGCAAACAGAAAUCAGAAUGCUUAACAAACAUUGCUUGCCAGGCUUGUGUUGAUUGCCGAUGCGAUAAUGGAAAAUGUAAAUGUCAUGGUUUCAAAGAAGAAAUCGCGAAUCCAACGGUUUCUCCAUUAGGAUCUUGAUUAACUAAUUAAUUUCCUAUGUAAACUAUCAUUUUAU